GAGAGCUCGCCAUCGCUCGUCCUCUGCACCAUCUCCGGCGAGCGCCUCACCUGGGCCGUGGACGCCAGCGACGGGGAGGUGUGGCGCGGCAGGGAAGGAUUUUUUGUGCGAGACGGCGGUGGUCAGCAGUGGGUGCAGGGAACGCUGCGGGAGGAUGGCCGCCUCGUCUUCCGGGACGGCGACGUCUGGGUGAGGCCUCUCCACGCUGGGUGCGCCCCGGCGUGGGCGGCCGGCGCCCAG
Molecule: messenger RNA, 240 nt
Organism: Prorocentrum cordatum
Lineage: Eukaryota; Dinophyceae; Prorocentrales; Prorocentraceae
Source: the annotation of a GenBank genome assembly